ACUCUACAGAUCAUACACGCGAUCAAGAAGAAAACCAAAGUCGACAUUAUAAUAGAAAUAACUGCCUAGCUAGGUUACUAACUAAGCUAAUUAAGAUAAAUUACAUCAUUGGCAGCAACACAUGGAGCUUCAAGUUAUCUCUUAACUUAAUUCCAGCUUAAUUCUAGCUCCAAUCUUCUACAUCCCCCUAAGUUGGAUGGAAGCAACACCAGAUUCAACAUGGAAAGAAAUUUAUUAUGGAGCUCAGUGUUAAGAUGAAGAUUUCUUGCAUUGGUGUAUAUUAAGGUGAAAAUCACGUCAGCAGCCCUAAUUUUGGCGCUAGAACCAACUUAUGAGAAGGGACUUGAGGCAAUGGAAAAAGGAUCACGAGCUUUGUGAUCUAGAUUCUAGAGAUCGUGCGUAAAUGCAAGACACAGUAUGAUCUUUGUAUGUUCAGGUCCAUGGAAUCCCUUUCUACCAAUAUCCUUAUAAUACAAAGGGUAUCUGGACAGGAAUAGUUCACACAUGCCAUCAAACGCUAAUAUCUUUUUCUUUCUCAUGUCCAGUGUUACCUAGUUCGUAGUUCGCUUCGGUUCGUAGGACGGGCACGGGACACCGUACUUUUCUAGAAAUAUGUUCAGUUUUGAAAUGUAUGGAGCAAAGAAGAAACUACACGUUAAUGGGGUCAACAGUCAAAGUCAUCAAAGAAGAAUCAGCGUGUAAAGGACGUUUUGAAAUUUCUCACCUUACCAUUCUCAACAGUUGUCUGCCAACCCACAACCAAAAUGGUUACCAUUUCACUGUUUCAGGGAUAGGCUACCAAUCCUUUGAAGCCUUCUGCGAUCUGUCCCAAAAGUUUGAUUCAGCUACCUCAAAAGCAAACUGCUACUGAAUGGUCACAAAGCAGCAGAGUCUUUUGCUUGUUUUGCAAUAAAGGUUAGUUUGUUUCCUGUGUUGAGUUGAUAUUCUCCUUGUUUCAUUGAUGAGAAAGAUCUUAGCUGCCAAUUGCACAGUGGAACAAAAGUUUUUUUUUCCUCAUUUCUUUUUACGUCUUAUUAACAUAUUGUACUCUCACUCGUAGCAUCUUCCGCGAAAUAUAUUGAUUUUGUAAGUGUGUCAAAUAAAUUCCCCAACCUUAGUCUGAAGGGCCACAUGUGACAAAUGAAGGACUUGGCAACCAUAUGUCUUUAACCAUGAUUGGAAUCAAUCCUUCAACAUUCAAAAGAGAUGCAGCAGACUGAGAAGCAGAAGAAAACAAUGGAGAAUUUUAUUAUACUCCUUGUCUGCUUCUCUUUAACCUCCACCUUCAUAACAUCCAUGGCCCUGGACACAAUCGCUACCACUCAAACUAUUAGAGAUAAUGAGACGAUUGUUUCAGCGGGCGGCACAUUUGAACUGGGUUUUUUCAGCCCAGGAACUUCCAAUUACCGAUACGUCGGGGUUUGGUACAAAAAGAUAUCUUAUGGAACUAUUGUGUGGGUUGCCAAUAGAGAUACCCCACUCACUGAUUCAUCUGGAGUUCUUAAGUUGAGUGACAAAGGAAUUCUUGUUCUUCUCAAUCAGAGUAAUACAACCAUUUGGUCUUCUGGUACAUCGGGAGUAGUGCAAAACCCAGUUGCGCAGCUUUUGGAUUCAGGAAAUCUUGUUAUCAGAGAUGAAAAUGAUCUCAUCCCAGAAAAUUUCUUGUGGCAAAGUUUUGAUCACCCGGACAGUACAUAUCUACCAGGAAUGAAGCUCGGACUUGUCCCUAAAGGCUUGUAUGUAUAUUUAUCAUCAUGGAAGAGCAUAGAUGAUCCUUCUCAAGGAAACUUCACAUUUCAAAUUGAUGUCAGUAGUUUACAGAUAAUUCUCAAACAGAAUUCAGUUGUUAAGGCACGAUCGGGGCCAUGGAACGGUGUUGGGUUUAGUGGGAUACCUUUUCUGAAACCAAACCCAAUCUAUAACUAUAAGUUUGUCUUUCACCAGAAGGAGGUGUACUACAUUUAUGAGACUGUUGACAGCUCAGUUUUUACAAUGAUGGUUUUGAAUCAGGAUGGUGUCAUGGCGCGGUUUACGUGGGUUAAUCGAACUAGCAGUUGGAGUCGAUACUUAUCUGCACCAGCUGACAACUGUGAUACUUAUGCAUUAUGUGGUGCUCAUGGUAGUUGUAACAUCGGCAACUCGCCUGUGUGUGGGUGUUUGAAUGGAUUUGUGCCAAAACAGAAAAAUGAUUGGGAUAAAGCAGAUUGGUCAGGCGGAUGUGUACGGAGGACGCCAUUAGAUUGCCAGAAAGGUGAUGGGUUCAUAAAGUAUCCCAAUGUUAAAUUACCUGACAUGAAGAAUUCUUCAAUCAAUGAAGACAUGACCUUGACCUUGGAGGAAUGUGAGAUGAUAUGCUUGAAAAAUUGUUCUUGCAUGGCUUAUGCCAAUUCAAAUAUAAGUGGAAGAGGAAGCGGUUGCUUUUUUUGGUUCGGUGAACUUAUUGACAUCAGACAGUACGAGGAGGAAGGGCAAGAUCUUUACAUUAGGAUGGCUUCUUCUGAAAUAGAUCAAGGGGGAUCUAAUCACAAGAGACAAGUGAUAAUAAUAGCAAGCACGGUAUCAUUAACAGGAAUGGUACUCCUUGGCAUGGGUGUAAGCUUUGUCGCAUGGAAGAUGAAGAAGAAGAAGCAAAAAACACAAGGUCCACCAGGCAAGCAGGAAAACAAUCUAGAAGGCAGCUACUCUAUGAAAAACCAGAAGGAAGAUCUAGAGCUACCUCAUUUUGACUUUUCCACAAUAGCUAAUGCUACCAAUAACUUCUCAUUCAGCAAUCUGCUUGGACAGGGCGGCUUUGGACCUGUAUACAAGGGCCUGCUUGAAGGAGGAGUAGAAAUUGCUGUUAAGAGGCUCUCCAAGAACUCUAGCCAAGGGCUUGAUGAAUUCAAGAAUGAAGUCAAAUGCAUUGCCAAGCUUCAGCAUCGAAACCUGGUGAAGCUUCUAGGAUAUUGCAUUGAACUAGAAGAAAAGAUGUUGAUAUAUGAAUACAUGCCCAACAAAAGCCUAGACCUAUAUAUUUCUGAUGAUACACAAAGGAUGUCUUUGGACUGGACCAUGAGGUUCCACAUUAUCAGUGGGAUUUCUAGGGGCCUUCUCUAUCUUCAUCAAGACUCUAGACUAAGAAUUAUUCACAGAGAUCUCAAACCAAGUAACAUUUUACUAGAUAAUGAGAUGAAUCCAAAAAUCUCGGACUUUGGCAUGGCUAGAAGUUUCAUGGGUAAUGAAACUGAAGCAAAUACAAAAAGAGUGGUCGGAACAUAUGGAUACAUGUCGCCAGAGUAUGCCAUUGAUGGAUUGUUCUCAGUAAAAUCCGAUGUAUUUAGCUUUGGUGUUCUAGUGUUGGAGAUACUUAGUGGGAAGAGAAACAGGGGAUUUAGUCAUCCAGAACACCAACUCAAUCUUUUGGGGCAUGCAUGGAUACUCUUCAAACAAGGCAGAUAUUUGGAUUUGAUUGAUGCAUUAGUAGUGGAAUCCUGCAAUCUAUCAGAAGUGUUAAGAUCAAUUCAUGUAGGUCUGUUAUGCGUGCAGCGCUAUCCAGAAGACAGGCCAACCAUGUCAUCUGUGGUAAUGAUGUUAAGUGGUGAGGGAGCAUUGCCGGAGCCUAAAGAUCCUGGUUUCUUCACUGAAAGAAAAUUGAUUGAGGGGGGAUCUUCCUGUACCGAACAUGAAUCAUGUUCUAUCAAUGAAGUUACCAUUACAAUGAUUGAUGUUCGAUGAAAGGCGUGGUUGUCAGGAAGAUGCAUUGUUCUCCCACUAUGGGGGAAUCUUUCUAAUUCUUUCCCUUCUUUUUAAAAUAUUCCUGCUUUUUUUUUUUUUUAAUUUUGGAACUCAAACUCGAGAUUUUAUAGAUCUAAAAAUGACUCUAGUUGGUAUGCAUUGUUUUAAACUUUUAAUUUAGUGGAGGCAUUUAUACCAAAUCUAAACAACUUAUAUUUGUACAGUC
Molecule: messenger RNA, 3940 nt
Organism: Hevea brasiliensis (rubber tree)
Lineage: Eukaryota; Viridiplantae; Streptophyta; Magnoliopsida; Malpighiales; Euphorbiaceae
Product: G-type lectin S-receptor-like serine/threonine-protein kinase At4g27290
Exons: 8
Coding region: 1207-3714 (835 amino acids)
Biological process (GO): protein phosphorylation; recognition of pollen
Molecular function (GO): ATP binding; protein serine/threonine kinase activity
Source: RefSeq, a predicted model, not a curated record